AUGUCUUCGGUUAUCGGGAAACGUUGUGUUUGUAGGGUGGAAGUCUCUCGAGUGGAAUGGAAUUUUCUUCAUCCUUGGCAACGGACGCCUCAAAGCAAGUCGACUGGGACCGCAUUUGUCAUUGAAGGCAAAAAGCUUCUGACGAACGCUCAUGUUGUGCGGUCGGCGACUGACAUUCGCAUUCGUCCUCAUGGGUCGACACGGCGAUAUCCAGCUGAAGUUCUAUACUUUGGCCCAGAUUUUGAUUUGGCGUUGUUAAAGAUCAAAGGCGAGCAAGAAGAGAUUGACUUCUUCGCUGAGAACGGGAAGGAUCAUAUUUGCUCGUCGGGAAAAGAACCAGACGCAAAACGAAAAAAGUUUCUACACGGACUGCAAUUUGCAACAGAUUUACCAGCUCUACAUGAAUCAGUUCACGUUGUCGGCUUUCCGACCGGCGGAAAUACAAUUUGUGUGACCGAAGGUGUAGUAAGUCGGAUUGAUUUCCUUGGAUUUAGCAAGUCGCUCAUGCUGACGAUUCAAAUCGACGCUGCAAUUAAUCCGGGAAAUAGCGGCGGACCAGCAUUGAAUUCGGAGGGCCUUGUUACUGGAGUGGCAUUUAGCACCAAAUCUCACAAGAAGAACCAACCUCUAUCAAACAUUGGGUACCUGAUACCUAUUGAUAUUGUAAAGAACUUUCUUGGCCGUUGCCAAGAGAACCCAUCGACCUAUGCCCUCUCGCCGAUCAUACCAUAUCGAUUCCAUUCACUAGAGAACAAGUCGCUCCGACUGGCACACGCUGUUCCAGACACCGUGGAGGGGGUUCUCUUGACCUCUGUCUGCGACUCCAUGAAAGGCUUCUUGGCCAAAGGGGACGUUCUGACUGGGAUCGAUGAUCGAAAGGUAUCAAAUGAUGGCCAAGUGCAACUUCGCGGUGACGAAACCAUUCAACAUGGUUAUUUGUUGAGGGGUAAAUUCUUGGAUGAACAAGUCAGAUUUUCUGUUUUCCGAAACGGUGAGCACGUGAUAUCAUCGCCAGCUGUGCUAAGGUAUAUUCCAACCAUUUGUCCACGUUGGGAGUCGGUCGACUAUUUUCCGGACUACUUGAUCUUAGGAACUGUAGUCUUGUUGCCCAUGAGCACAUAUCUACAAUGUCAAAAGGGUUGUGGAACCCGUCUUUCUGCAAGUACGACAAAUUGGUGCCAAAAAUGGCCGCAUGAAUGGGAAGGCAAGGAAGGAUUGGUAGUCUUGACGGAAAUGUUCAGUCACGAGGUAUGCUUUGGAUACAACCGGCCAUACUGGCGAUUCGUCGAAACAUACAAUGAUAUUCCAAUCAAGUGUUUGGCGCAUCUACGUGAUCUUUGGGAGGAAAGCAUGGAACAGGCCAAGGAGAGUGAUGACAGGAACGGCGACUCCAACUCUGCGAAAACUUUCUCAUUCGUGCGACUGGGUUUGGAACACAGCGAUGACAUAGUCUUUGAAGUACGUGCAGCAAUCCAGGCUCAAGCUGAUAUUUUGAAACAGCAGCAUAUACCAUGCCCUUCAAACAUUACACAGAGCAACCCGCGAUACAAAUCGUAG
Molecule: messenger RNA, 1557 nt
Organism: Cylindrotheca closterium
Lineage: Eukaryota; Bacillariophyta; Bacillariophyceae; Bacillariales; Bacillariaceae
Source: the annotation of a GenBank genome assembly